Messenger RNA from Eruca vesicaria subsp. sativa (arugula), 1488 nucleotides. The record is from the annotation of a GenBank genome assembly. Lineage: Eukaryota; Viridiplantae; Streptophyta; Magnoliopsida; Brassicales; Brassicaceae.
AUAGAACUUUGUCGCCAAGCUUAACCAUUAGAUACAUCCAAAGUCAAGAGUACUAAUUAGUGAGCUUAAGAGUACUGUGACUUAUCAACAACUAAAGUUGUUCCUAUUUUCUUCUAAUUUCUUGGCAAAGAGUUGUUGUAGUGGGAAACUAAGAGAGGCAAAUAGAGAAUAGAGAGUGAUUUUAAAUUAUAUUGAUUGAUUAAGAUAAUGGUGAGACCUCCUUGUUGUGACAAAGGAGGAGUGAAGAAAGGGCCAUGGACUCCUGAAGAAGAUAUCAUUUUAGUUACUUACAUCCAAGAACAUGGUCCUGGUAACUGGAGGGCCGUUCCGACCAAUACUGGGUUGCUUAGAUGUAGCAAGAGUUGUAGGCUUAGAUGGACAAACUAUUUAAGGCCAGGAAUCAAAAGAGGAAACUUCACAGAACAUGAAGAAAAGAUGAUAGUCCAUCUCCAAGCCCUCUUAGGCAAUAGAUGGGCUGCAAUUGCGUCAUAUCUUCCACAAAGGACAGACAAUGACAUUAAGAACUAUUGGAACACUCAUUUGAAGAAGAAACUCAACAAAGCCAAUAAUCAAGAUUCUCUUCAAGAAUUUGAUCAAUCAAGAGAACGUUCCUCGUUCUCUUCUUCUCCAUCAUCUUCUUCUGCUAACUCCAACUCAAACAUUUCAAGAGGCCAAUGGGAAAGAAGGCUUCAAACUGAUAUUCACUUGGCUAAGAAGGCUCUCUCUGAGGCUUUGUCUCCUUGUGUAGCACCAAUCCUUACCUCUACAUUUGCCACUACAGCCACAACAUCUUCGUCUACUGAAUCAAGACGUUCUACUUCCUCAGCUGGCAGGUUUCUUAGGACGCAAGAAACAUCUACCACUUAUGCCUCGAGCACCGAGAAUAUAGCAAAACUGCUUAAAGGGUGGGUGAAGAACCCUCCAAAGACUCAGAACUCUGCCGAGCUAAUGGUUUCUCCAGAUUCUGAGACAAAAGAUGUGAUCAAGAGUGAUAUCGAGAAGGAUUGUGCAGGGGCGUUUCAGUCAUUUUCGGGGUUUGAUCAUUUGAAAGAUUGUGACGCAUCCUAUCAUCAUCAGGAUGGAGUUUCACCUGAUCAUGAGACCAAACCAGACAUAAUUGGAUGCAGUAACCAAAGUCAGUGGUCUUUGUUCGAAAAGUGGUUGUUUGAGGACUCUGGUGGACCAAUUGGUGAUAUUGUGUUAGAUGAAAACCCUAAUUUCUUUUGAAGAACUUGCCUAAUCAGAUGGUUCUAAUUUUAGGAUCAUCGAUCUUUUUUCUUUUUUUAUAAUUUAUUUAUUUUUGGCUUUCCGAAUUAACUCGCUUAGAUAUCCUGAGCUAAAUAAUUUUACUUAUUUCACUCGGUAAUUACAAUUGAUUACGGAGGGGUUGUUGUACAAUGGCCUUAUGAAUUCCAAAGGGGUCUGAAAUAUUAUUCACCCAAUGUUUUAGUAUUGGUGUAAAAUUUCUAUCUAUAUUUUACAGUUUAC